AUGGUGAUCGAUGAAAAUACUAAGCUAUUUCAUAGAAGUAUUAGAGCUAGGAGAGUUCAGAAUAAUGUGUAUGCCAUUUCUGAUCUGAAUGGAGUCUGGAGAGAUAAACCAGAGGAGAUUACUGAAGCCUUCCUAAGCUAUUACAAGAUCCUUAUGGCUCCUUACACUGCAGAUGAAGUCAAAAGUGCACUUUUCUCUAUUCCAGGAGACAAGGCUCCAGGUCCAGAUGGUUUUGGAGGCUACUUCUUCAAGGACACUUGGGAAGUAGGAGGAGGAGAUGUUGCUGAGGCAGUGUUAGACUUUUUCACUAGCAAGAAGAUGUUGAAGGAGCUCAAUGCAACAAUCAUCACUCUUGCUCCUAAAUUUAAGUGCCCUGCCAAAGUUAGUGAUUUCAGACCAAUAUCAUGUUGUAAUACACUUUAUAAGUGUAUUACUAAGGUCAUUUAUGGCAGACUGAGGCAAGUACUGCCUGAUAUUGUUGCUGAAAACCAAGGGGGCUUUGUUCAUGGCAGGUAUAUUAUACACCAUGUCAUGGUGGUGCAAGACCUUGUCAAGAAGUAUAAUAGGAAGAAUGCAAGUCCUAGUUGUAUGAUCAAAAUGGACUUACAGAAGGCAUAUGAUACAGUGGAUUGA
Messenger RNA from Beta vulgaris subsp. vulgaris (sugar beet), 633 nucleotides. RefSeq lists its product as uncharacterized. Bases 1 to 633 code for a protein of 210 amino acids. The transcript is spliced from 2 exons. The record is from RefSeq and is a predicted model, not a curated record. Lineage: Eukaryota; Viridiplantae; Streptophyta; Magnoliopsida; Caryophyllales; Amaranthaceae.